Messenger RNA from Gongylonema pulchrum, 184 nucleotides. The record is from the annotation of a GenBank genome assembly. Lineage: Eukaryota; Metazoa; Nematoda; Chromadorea; Rhabditida; Gongylonematidae.
CAAGCUUUUCGUUGAAGGUGAGGCGCAGCGCUAUUCCGAGCAUGCGCAAACGUUGUUGCUAACAAUUCGUGCACUGCGCGAUGGUUCAGAGCUUGAUUUGAUUCGUGGCGAGAGCUUGCUGUCGUUGGAUCAUGCCACGCGUCUUCGCCUUAUCACCAAAACAUACAGGUUUGUCUUUUUGUGA